AUGAAAGCCGCUCCGUCAGCUGGUGUGCAACAGGAUCCUGAAAACCAGAAAGAGAGGGAUGCCGGACUUGAGUUCGAAUCAACAAAUGUAUCCGCUUUUAAAGGCCUGGGAUGGUUGGAUCGCUUCCUGGCACUCUGGAUCAUUCUUGCCAUGGCCAUUGGAAUCAUCUUGGGCAACUUCGUACCCGAGACUGGAUCAGCAAUGGAGAAGGGCAAGUUUGUCGGUGUCUCGGUACCCAUUGCGGUUGGCCUCCUGGUCAUGAUGUAUCCAAUUCUGUGCAAAGUCGAGUUCGAAACACUACAUGAAGCGUUCCAGACGAAAGAGCUUUGGAGACAAGUGUUGUUCAGCAUCGUAGUAAACUGGCUUAUUGCUCCUUUUCUCAUGCUUGCUCUUGCUUGGGCAUUUCUACCAGAUGAGAACGGAUUGCGAGAGGGCUUAGUGCUUGUUGGUCUCGCAAGAUGCAUCGCUAUGGUUCUCGUUUGGACAGGUCUUGCAGGCGGAGAUAACCAGUACUGCGCGAUUCUUGUUGCCAUCAACUCCCUGCUCCAGAUGGUCCUCUACGCGCCGCUCGCAGUCUUUUUCAUCAAUAUAAUCAGUCACUCAAACUCGGCAAUCACAGUGUCAUACUCCACGGUCGCGACCAGCGUUGCAGUGUUCCUAGGCAUUCCGCUCGGUGCUGCAAUCAUCACGCGGUUUGCACUUCGCCAAUUGACCGGCGGGCGUUGGUACGACGAGAAGUUCAUUCGGUGUAUUGCGCCUUGGUCCUUGAUCGGACUUUUGUACACCAUCUUGGUGUUGUUUGCUUCACAGGGACACCGCGUUGUGCACCAGAUUGUCUCUGUUGUCAGAGUCGCCGCCCCACUCAUCGUCUACUUCUUUGUCAUCUUUACUGCUACACUGUGGAUCACACAACGGCUAGGGUUUGGAUACAAGCUGGCAGCAACUCAAAGCUUCACUGCUGCAAGCAAUAACUUCGAACUCGCAAUUGCUGUGGCGGUGGCUACUUAUGGAACAGACAGCGAUCAAGCUUUGGCCUCAACAGUUGGUCCAUUGAUUGAAGUGCCUGUCCUUCUGGGCCUUGUAUAUAUUGUUAAAUGGCUCGGCCAAAGGCGUAACUGGAAAUAG
This is a messenger RNA of Aplosporella prunicola CBS 121167, 1125 nucleotides long. RefSeq lists its product as uncharacterized. The transcript has 5 exons. Bases 1 to 1125 code for a protein of 374 amino acids. The record is from RefSeq and is a predicted model, not a curated record. Gene Ontology annotation, cellular component: plasma membrane. Gene Ontology annotation, molecular function: arsenite transmembrane transporter activity; antimonite transmembrane transporter activity; antiporter activity. Lineage: Eukaryota; Fungi; Ascomycota; Dothideomycetes; Botryosphaeriales; Aplosporellaceae. Gene Ontology annotation, biological process: arsenite transport; antimonite transmembrane transport.